AUGGGUCCUCGCGCGAAGUUAACGUUUACAAAGGAAGCAAGAGAGUCACAUUUAAUAGUGGCAACUCUGAUUGCAACGGUAACAUUUGCAGCUACAUUUACCCUACCGGGAGGUACCGUGGUAGACGGUGAGCUUAAGGGUACACCUAUCUUCAGGGACAAAGCUUCUUUCAAAGCUUUCUUUGUUUCAAACACCAUAGCAAUGGUUAUGGCCACUUCCGCAGCUUUCAUACACCUCUUCUCACCGUUGAAUAAAGCUAAGUACUUGGACUAUUACUUUUCCGAAACAGCCUUCUCUUUUACUUUGAUUGCAAUAGCAGCAAUGAUCGUAGCGUUUGGAACAGGAACAUAUGUUAUAUUGGGAUCUUCCUCGAUUGGGAUUUCAAUUAUCACAGUUGGGUUAUCGUUCUUCCUCGUCUUCAGGCAAGUGCUGAACAUGAGUUUUGGACGCAACUCUAUCCUUACAUUCAUAAAGAAUUUAGUGAAUGCAUUGUUUUUUCCAUUCCUAAAAUUUGCUGCUAAACCAUUUGGCUUCUAUUUCCAUUUAUUCAAAAGGACAUAUAAUCCUGAAGGAAGAAUCACCUUCUAG
Messenger RNA from Arachis duranensis, 588 nucleotides. Its product is annotated as ankyrin repeat-containing protein ITN1-like. The record is from RefSeq and is a predicted model, not a curated record. The transcript has a single exon. The coding region runs from base 1 to 588 and encodes 195 amino acids. NCBI's taxonomy places the organism in Eukaryota, Viridiplantae, Streptophyta, Magnoliopsida, Fabales, Fabaceae.